Messenger RNA from Magallana angulata, 4920 nucleotides. RefSeq lists its product as uncharacterized. Gene Ontology annotation, molecular function: amino acid transmembrane transporter activity. Bases 178 to 1614 code for a protein of 478 amino acids. The record is from RefSeq and is a predicted model, not a curated record. Gene Ontology annotation, biological process: amino acid transmembrane transport. The transcript is spliced from 17 exons. NCBI's taxonomy places the organism in Eukaryota, Metazoa, Mollusca, Bivalvia, Ostreida, Ostreidae. Gene Ontology annotation, cellular component: vacuolar membrane.
UUGCAUUUCCGGUUAUUAUAGGUGGCGCUAUUUUGACGUCGACAAAUAUAGAAACUUUUUACACGUUACUGUCGUAUGGUGUUUCCCAAAGAGAUGGUGCAUUGGAACUAACAAUAUCGGGUUUUAAUAAUAAUGGGGACGUAAAACUUUGGAAACAGCAAAGACACCCGUGAAAUAAUGGCAGUGGGUGGCGCGAGCUCAGGCGCUGGGUCGAAGAGCCCCAUCAAAAUAUUUGCCAACAUCUUUAUUUCUUUUAUCGGUGCUGGGGUUUUAGGUCUCCCAUUUGCUUUUAAAGAGGCAGGGAUAUUGGAGGGCAUUGUUGUCAUGACACUCGUGGGAAUAAUAAGUGUUAAGGCAAUGUUACUCAUUGUUGAUUGUAAGUAUCAGCUGAUUAAGGAUAACCGAGUCCCUACCAAGCCUUAUGACAGGGAUGAUACAGAGGCCAGAGAAGAUGGCCUUGUAACCAAGGUCAAGGGCAGAGAGGAGGUCAUGAACUUGUUAGAUGAUGAUGAACCAGAGGCAGACAAAGGACACAAGAAUGCUAGACUUUCUGUGGACCUUUCAUAUGGAGAUAUUGGUCACCAUGCCCUAGGACACAUUGGGCGAGUCUUUGUUGACCUGGCCAUCCUCAUCUCGCAGGCGGGUUUUUGUUGUGCAUAUCUCAUCUUUAUAUCAGAAAACUUGUCCAGUUACAUUCCCAAACUUAAAUUAAUUCAUUGGUUGGUUUUACUUUUACCACCCUUGUGUUUACUUACAUUACUUAGGCAACUGAAGAGCCUGGCCCUGACCAGUUUGCUGGCCCAGUGCUCCAACCUUUUGGCCUUUGGGGUGGUGUUCUGGUUUGAUUUUGAGCAUUUCCAUCACAUUAAAAUUCAUCCCAAGAACAUGUCCAUUAAGGGCCUGCCUUUUUUCCUAGCCAUAUCUAUAUACUGUUACGAGGGUGCUGGAAUGAUUUUAUCCCUAGAAGGGUCGUUAGCAGCUGAUAUACGCUACAAGUUCAGAAGGUUUUUUAUUUUUACCAUGGUGAUUGUCACUAGUUUGUAUAUAUCGUUUGGAGCUGCUGGAUAUCUGUCCUUUGGUCCAGAAACAAAUGCCAUUAUUACCCUUAAUUUGCCAAAAGGAGAAUCUGAAGUAGAUUUCGCCAUGGUUGUCAAGUCUUUCCUCUGUCUGGCAUUAUUUUUUACCUAUCCAGUGAUGAUGUUUCCUGUUAUGAAAUUGUUGGAGAAUUAUCUCAUUAAAGAUGCCCAUAAGAAUAUAUUGAAAGGAAACCUCCUGCGAGUGUUCACUGUCUUUAUGACAGGAUGUAUCGUGCUGGUCAUCCCUAACUUUGCCAAUCUGAUGGCCUUGGUUGGAGCCACAUGCUGCACCAUGUUAGCCUUCACUCUUCCCGGACUGUUCCAUAUGUGUAUAUUCAAAGGGAACCUUACCAUUUAUCAAGUGAUAGUUGAUUGGACUCUGAUAUUUUUGGGAAUUGUGGGUGCCGUGAUAGGAACAAUAGAUGCCUUACAAAGACUUCACAGUUCAGCUGAAGAACCUAACCUCCCUGAUAUAUUCACUAAGCAAAGUGUAAACACUACCUUAGCUUCAGCACUCGGCUCUACUCCCUUACCCUGAAGUGAGCUUCAGGUCAAGGUCAUUAGAUAUGUAUGCUGUGCAUACAUUUUUUUGUGGCUGUAUAGCUACUUUGUAUAUGAUUUACAUGUAUGUGGGUAUUUAUGUGGCUGUAUAGCUACUUUGUAUAUGAUUUACAUGUAUGUGGGUAUUUAUGUGGCUGUAUAGCUACUUUGUAUAUGAUUUACAUGUAUGUGGGUUUUUAUUACUAGUUCAGGUUUACCAAUAUUGGUUACUUGGUUCUCAACCAAUUUUGUCAAAAAUAGUUGUUGUAGGAAGGUGCAUUUUUUUUAUUUUUGUCACAUAAAAACAAAUGCGGGAUUCAUCGUUUUAAUUCGAAUUUUCUCACCUUUAAUCAUAAUGCCAAAAAGUAAAUGUUUAAACAUUGUUAAGGUAUUACUCACACUAUCAAAUGUGGUAGUCUAUGAUUUAUUCAUUUACAAUGAAUCAUAUUGACAAUUCUUUUCAAUAUUCUUCUGCAAUAGACUUUUAGAAUAUAGUUUUGAACAAUUUGCAGAACCCCCUCCCCCUCAGAUAAUGUGCCUUGGGUACUUGUAAUGCAAAUGCUCCAUUGGAUUCACACAAAGAUAAUUGCCAUGAAUACAGUGCCUCAAGUUCAAGUUCAAGUGCCUCAAACCUUUAAAUCAGCGGCCAUUUGCAUUCUUUUACCUAAUCUGAAUCAUUGCAUUGUUUAUGUCAAUCUUGCAUGAUCAAUGUCAAACAUUUUACUGUGGCUUUUAAUUCCAGAUAUUCUUCCUGCAAUGCAUAGAGUUAAAAUAACAUUUAUAUAUUUUAUUCACUCUAAACAUUGUUAAACGAGAUAUGGGUGGGCUUGAGGUCUGAUGAGAACCAAUAUAUUAAUUUUCUAUGACCUUUGAAUUUUUUCUUAUAUUCUAACAAUAAGUUCUCUGAAUUUGUUAUGUUUUUAACUGAGUUAUGUUUCUUAUUAACUAGGACAAUCAUAGAAUAAAGAACUUGUAUUGGUCUGUGAAGGGACCAGAGGCGUGUUCAGCAGAGAGAGCGCCCGCGAGCGCUCGCCAAAAUUUGUGUGGCGGGAAUAGGGAAUUUUGGCGAGCGCUCGCCCUGUUGAACAGGCCUCUGUUGUUGAGUAUCUUACCUCAAUAUUCUCUUUGUUUUCUCAUUCUCUUUCUCAUUUUCGUUGCUAAAUUUUCACAAUUACAGUGUACCAGAACCUAACAUUAGUUUCAUUUUUCAUGUCUAAAAUUUAGUAAUAAAAUUAAUGAUGCUAGUCAAAAGUAACAUUGUAUUAAAGUUAAUCAUGCAUGUAAAAUGAUGCCGUUUUAUGUAUGUAAUUAAUAUAAUUGGGACCAGAAGAUUGCUCUUUUCUUAGAGGUAAAGUUCAAUUAUUUUGUUACAUUUUAUAUUUUAAUGCACAAUUUUAUAGAUACAUAAAAUUUUGAUCUGAAAAUUAUUUUUUGAUGUGUACGUUUUUUUUUUAAUUGUGUAGAUAUGUAUUAUAAUUUAUUAGGAAUCAUUGGAGGGAGCAAUGUGCUAUUAAUAUUUUGUUAAUGGUGAUAGGUUUUUGUGUAGAUUUCAAGUCAAAGAGGUAGUAUCUGAGAAAAAUUCCAUCUAGAUUUGUUUGUACAUGCAUAUAUAUAUUUCUAUUGUUUGAUUAAUGAUAUUAAGCACUUUACAUAAUACAGGAUAACCUGCUUUUAAGGAAGUCUAAUGGUUAUUGAUUAACUAAGAUUCGUUAUAGCUGCUUUUAAGGAAGUCUAAUGGUUAUUGAUUAACUAAGAUUCGUUAUAGCUGCUUUUAAGGAAGUCUAAUGGUUAUUGAUUAACUAAGAUUCGUUAUAGCUGUUCAAGAAUGUUUUUAGAAUGAUAUUGAAAAGAUAUGACAUAUAUAUUUUAUAGCCAAGUUUUUAUUUGUGUCUGAAUUCUGGAUUGACCAAUUCCAUUGUAUCAGUAUUUUUUCAUUUUUGUGUAUUUAAAAUAUUAUAAAUGAUCUAUGUUCUUCCAAGUACACAGUACCGCUGUAAGCAUCCUCCCUGGCUAUAUAUUUAGGCCACCGUGUAUAACUUUUUAGCAAGCUCAUUUAAAGUUUUAUUUAUUAUUAAAAAUAACAUACUCAAUGUUUGAAUAAGAAAGUAAAAUUUUCUCAAGUGUAUUACCUCUAUCAAAGUAAGAAAACUAAGAUUUAUUAUUAGAUUUUUUUACAAAGAAUCUUUACUAAGUAUAAUUUCCAUUAAUGCUUUUUUUUUUAUCAAAUUGGGAAAAAUACUAUGAAUUCCCAAAAGCCCCCCUUUUGAGAUAUCUUAAGUACUAAGUAGGAAGAAGAGUGUAAAAAAAGUAAAACUGAAUAUAUAACACAGGUAUGUUUUUUUUAUUAAACAUAAAUUCUUUUCAUGACAUUUUUAAAAUCAAUAACCAUAAAAUAUACAUACAUAUGUUAUAUAUUAUAUUUUAUAUAUGUAUCUUAAUUGCAAAAGAAAAGGGAUUGGAAGAUGUAACUGAAAAAAUGUUAUUUUUUAGUGAGGUCGAUGAAUUUGCAAAUUAUGUUUUCUGUGGAAAUAGACGCAAAGCAAUAUAUUUGUAAAAUAAAAAAUGAUUAUGAAGAUAUGUGUGAUUGACAAUGAAGGAUAACGGAUAAUGUUCUUGUUUGGAACUGUUAGUUAAAAAACCCCAAGGAGUUAUAGUUCUCAAAGAAAGAUCCACAGAAUUGAUAUACGGGUUUAAAGGGGCUUUGACACGAUUUGAGCUAAAAUUAAAAAAAAUUAUAAUUACAUUUUUAAUGUCUAAAAUGUUUAAUAUGAAUUUGAAAGUCAAAAUCGAUUUAUAAGCGAUUUAUAGAGGUUAGAAUUCUUUGUUUUGUAAACAAGGCUCUAAACCUGUUAUUGUUUACAUAUAAAUUUUAUGGGUAGAAGUUUCAAUCUUAUUUCAAAUUUUCAUCUGAAAUCGUGUCUUGGUCCCUUUGAUUUGUUGACCAAGUCUUGAGCCUAGGUACAGGGACACGUGUUACAGUGUAUAGCGACCAACUGACAUACAGAGUUAUUGUCCCUUGUUGACCUCAGACUCUGCAAUGAUGUGUUACUGAGCCAUUGUGGUAGUGAUUUUACAAUUGAGUCCGGCAUCGGAGAUAAAAACCUCUUCUUAAAAAUUUUCAUUGAAGAAAGGAUUACAUUUUGCAUUUGAUCAUGUUAACUAGACUUUGGUUGACUGGUCUACUGUACUUUGGACUAAUGCAUCAAGAUUUACUCUUUUGCAAAAAUGAUGGCCAUGUAUUUGUAAGGACAAGAGCUCAUGAGGCUAACAGAAACAGUUGUAUAUACAGUAAAAAUUAGCGGUG